Messenger RNA from Hippopotamus amphibius kiboko, 2806 nucleotides. RefSeq names its product stomatin (gene STOM). The transcript is spliced from 7 exons. Gene Ontology annotation, cellular component: plasma membrane. The record is from RefSeq and is a predicted model, not a curated record. Bases 93 to 947 code for a protein of 284 amino acids. NCBI's taxonomy places the organism in Eukaryota, Metazoa, Chordata, Mammalia, Artiodactyla, Hippopotamidae.
UGGGCUCCCGGGUCGCCUCCGGGCAUUCCUCGCAGCUCCAGCUCCCGUACCGCCGAACGCGACGUCAGAGUAGCGAGUCCGGUUCGGGCGUUAUGUCUGAGAAGCGGCCAGCAGCGGACACCCAAGCCCGGCGGCUUCCUGACUCCUUCAAGGAUAGCCCCAGUGCAGGCCUGGGACCUUGUGGAUGGAUUUUGGUGGUGGUAUCGUUCUUGUUCACAGUUUUAACUUUCCCGUUGUCAGUAUGGAUGUGCAUAAAGAUCAUAAAAGAAUAUGAAAGAGCCAUCAUCUUUAGACUGGGUCGCAUCUUACAAGGAGGCGCCAAAGGACCUGGUUUGUUUUUUAUUCUGCCAUGCACUGACAGCUUCAUCAAAGUGGACAUGAGAACUAUUUCAUUUGAUAUCCCUCCUCAGGAGAUCCUCACUAAGGAUUCGGUGACAGUUAGUGUGGAUGGCGUGGUCUACUACCGUGUUCAGAACGCCACCCUGGCUGUGGCGAACAUCACCAACGCUGACUCAGCAACCCGCCUUCUGGCGCAGACGACUCUGAGGAACGUCCUGGGCACCAAGAACCUUUCCCAGAUCCUCUCUGACAGAGAAGAAAUUGCACACAACAUGCAGACUACCCUGGAUGAUGCCACUGAUGACUGGGGAAUAAAGGUGGAACGUGUGGAAAUUAAAGAUGUGAAGCUCCCUGUGCAGCUCCAGAGAGCCAUGGCUGCAGAAGCAGAGGCAUCCCGGGAGGCCCGAGCCAAGGUCAUUGCAGCUGAGGGAGAAAUGAAUGCAUCCAGGGCUCUGAAAGAAGCCUCCAUGGUCAUCACUGAGUCUCCUGCCGCCCUUCAGCUCCGGUACCUUCAGACACUGACCACCAUUGCUGCUGAGAAAAACUCGACCAUCGUCUUCCCUCUGCCCAUAGAUAUGUUGCAGGGCAUCAUAGGGGCAAAACACUGAGCCAUAUAGGCCGAUGCAGAGAUGAGCUCUUCCCUCCUAAGGAUGAAGUGGGGACCAAACCAGCCUCUAACCCGUAAGGAGGAAGUAGGGUAGGGCAGGAACCUUGACUUUUCUCCCUCUCUUCCCUUUUCCAUGUAUUAAGUGUGCUGUUCUUAGAACGUGUAGUACUCCUAGCCACAGAUGAAGGUUGUUAGCUUAUAAAUACUACAUGAGAGAGAGAGAGUGGUGAUUACGUAAGAUAAUCUCUUACUCUGAAAUACUUAAAAGUUCAUAUUGUUAGAUCGUUAUGUGAUAGGUUAAAUCCAUCUUCUUUCGAAUUUCAUUGAGUCAUUCUGCACCCUCUAUCAGCAGCCAGGCCAAAAGCAAGAAGAUAGACUAGCAUCCCAACCUGAUACCCUGGCUGGACAAAUGUUUUGCAGAGAACAGUGACCUUGGGCUACAACCAGCUUCUCUGGGCCACACGUGCCUUACUUCCGUGAAAUCUUAGUUAAGGAAAUUUUCCUAACAUCUGUCUGCUUUCUAAACUCAAACCAUGUUGCACAAUAAUCCUUACUUGAGAGUAGAUGUUUUCUUGCCAGUACCUGUCAACACUGGAGAAGAAGGUCAAGAUCAAGGAAAAUGAUUACCCUAACUCUUGAAAGACUUUUAAAUCCACUGCUACAGAGGUCCUUUUUUAAGAUAAUGUGGGUUUUUUUUUUAACUUCUUUGAGCCCUUUUAUGAGUAAAUGAUUCCUCUGUGGUCUGUCUUUCAAACCAGCUAAAUACUUGUCACAAAAGUGCUUUUUCUCACCUUUGCCUAUUUUCAUAUCAGGUUCUAAGUAGUUUUGAUUUUUUAAAAUAAAAUUUUCUCUAAGUUCUGUAAACAGUUGUUUACCCAUUUGAAUAGCUUAAGAACUAAUACUUUCAAAAAUACGUCUGCAGAAAACCAUUAUAUUUUACUGUCUGCAUGCUGUCAACUCCUGUAUACUGUGAGCUAUCUUGGUUACCCUUCAUUAAGUAGUAGAAGGAAUUCAUAGUUUGUCAGGCACACAAUAUCCAAGGGGCUCGGGAAGACGCUGUCAAACUUAGCAUAUCUAUAUAGAUAUAGGUCUUUUUUAUUUGCCUGGUGAUUUUUUUUUCUGUCAUAUAUGUUGAUGCUGAAGGGAGAAGUGGUCAGCCCUUCUGAACCACCACUGCUGUACUAUUAAGAAGCAUCUUCCGUUUCACAAAUGCCUGUGAAGCCGAGUAACCUAUUAUUCUUCUAUUGGUCUGCAAAGCCGCCUGGUGACAUUUGUACCACUUCCUCUUUGAAGUUCCAAGUUCACCUGGAAAAGUCUAAGACUUGCAGCUUCCUUACCCAGAGCCACCCUUAGUAUCUGACCUUGGCUGAAUCAUUCUGUCAGUCCUAGCCUACAAGAGUCCCCUUCCCAGUGGCCCAUUUCCAAGGUUAUUUUACAAACCCUUGACCCACCAUGGAUCUGGGUUCCUGGCUGAGUUCAUUAGAUAUACGAUAUAUGGAGCAUUUUGGCUUGGAACUCAAGCUGCAUUUAUAUUUUGAAUUUUAAAAUGAUGAUUUUUCUCUCUUUUGUGAGGUGGCUCUCCCUUGACCAGUGAGGGCCAGGAGGCAACCACAUAUCCUGGCUGAAAAUCUCUCAGACUUAGAGGCUCAAUGCUUUCUGUUCCUCGAGUCUAUCUCCAGAUACCAAACAACCUUCACUCUUCUGCCUUGUGGAUUCAUAGUCCAGCGGGUUGCAAUUAAAUUGCCUGGGAGGGAGGAAGCAUAGAAGGAGCUCUAGGAUGACAGCUUUAGUGUGAGAGUUUUUUCCAGGUGGCUUCCCUUUCCAACGCUGUACAUAAUAAAGUAUGCGCUUUUACUAAUA